Eucalyptus grandis is the source of this 1398-nucleotide messenger RNA. Its product is annotated as trans-resveratrol di-O-methyltransferase. Gene Ontology annotation, biological process: methylation. Lineage: Eukaryota; Viridiplantae; Streptophyta; Magnoliopsida; Myrtales; Myrtaceae. Gene Ontology annotation, molecular function: S-adenosylmethionine-dependent methyltransferase activity; protein dimerization activity; O-methyltransferase activity. The record is from RefSeq and is a predicted model, not a curated record. Bases 113 to 1201 code for a protein of 362 amino acids. The transcript is spliced from 2 exons.
UCCCACUUCCGUCGUCUUCCUCCUCAUUUCUCUGCUCUCUUUCCUGAUAUAUUUCCCGAUAUAUGACCCGUGCACGAGGUUCGACGACUGCAGAAAGUAAGGUGCUUUCGAUAUGGAUUGGGGCAAUGGAGACGGGAAUGCGACAGCCGGCGAGCUCCUCCAAGCUCAAGCCCACGUAUGGAACCACCUGUUCAGCUACAUCACCUCCUUGUGCCUCAAGUGCGCCCUUCAGUUGGGCAUACCCGACCUCAUCCACGACCAUGGCCGACCCAUGACCCUCCCCGAGCUCGUCUCCGCCCUCCGCAUCCCUCCUGCCAAAGCUCACGGCCUCCGCCGCCUCAUGCGCGUCCUCGUCCACUCCGGCUACUUCAAGCUACGGGACCUCGAGGACGCGGACCAUCGGAGCGGGUACACGCUCACCGCCGCGUCCCGGCUCCUCCUGAAGCACAACCCCUUGAGCCCGGCGCCCUUCGUGCUCGGCGCGUUACAUCCUUUCAUCAUGGGGACGUGGCAGCAUCUGAAGGCGUGGCUGGGGGACGGAGAAGGCGUCACCCCGAGCAUGAUCGAGAUGGCGCACGGAGGGCCCACGUGGGAGGUCAUGAGGCGCGAUCCCGAGGUCGACGGCCUAUUCAGCGGGGCGAUGGAUAACGACUCGAGACUGAUGGCGAAGGCGGUGGUGGAAACAUGCGGGGGAGUGUUCGACGGGCUGAGCUCGGUGACCGACGUGGGAGGCAGGUCGGGGACGAUGGGCAAGGCUAUCACGGAGGCGUUCCCCCACUUGGAGUACACGGUGCUGGAUCAGCCGAACGUAGUGGAUGGUUUGGUCGGCAGUGAGAGGCUGAAGUUCGUCGGAGGCGACAUGUUUGUGGAGAUUCCCCCGGCGGAUGCAAUCUUACUCAAGUGGGUAUUGCACGAUUGGAGCGACGAAAAAUGCAUCGAGAUACUAAAACGGAGCAAAGAAGCGGUAUCAGGGCGGGAUGGGAUUGGAAAGGUGAUCAUAAUCGAUGUAGUAGUAGGGAAUCAGCCGGACGAUCAUAGAUCCACCGAGACACAACUCUUCUGGGACAUGUUGAUGAUGAUGUACGAUGCGAAAGAAAGGGACGAAAAGGAAUGGGAAAAGCUGUUCGUUGACGCUGGCUAUAGCGGGUACAAGAUAAUCUCUCAUCUGGGCCUUCGAUCUCUCAUUGAGGUUUAUCCUUAAAUUAUCUUUCUACUCAUUCGAUUUAUGAUGGGUCAAUCCUAGUUUAACUUUUGCUCUUAAACGAUGUUGGAUGCAUUCUCUCGUUGUUUUUAUCGUACUGGACGUGACAACUUAUAUAGGUCCUCAGACCUUAUGUUGGUGUAAUAAUUGCAGUCCACAUGCUUUAUUAUCGAAUAAUCAAGUAACACUUCCCAAUA